GUUAAAAUUGAAGCCGAUACAUACAUCCAAUGCUCUAUCAGUUUUCUGGGACCUAUGCAUGUUCCUGCACGUAGUCCUGCUUUAUGAUAGUCCUAGAAAUGACCAGGCCCAGAACGCACCCCACUCAGCUGUGCCAUGUUGUUCCAAAGAUGCUGAAAGUGCAGUCUAGAUUGCUUGCUAGGGGCUGAUGCGCAUCGUCGGUAACAGUCGACGUUGAAGCAAUCCCCCAACACCGAAUUCCCCCACGAAACCUCCGGCGGCAUCAGCUGCCUCAAAAGACUCACGCAGAGGACGCGUGGAAGAGUUACGGCUUGAGCGAGAGCCAAGCCGAUUGGACGCCUGACUCACGCAGAGAGGGAGGCGGACUGGAUCGCGGGCACCCGGCCUGCGGCCGUGAGCACAGGUGAAACACCCGUCGUGCGCCUGCGCGCCUCUAUGUCCAGCCGAGCCAGCAGCGCCGGAGGCGGCGCCGCAGCCAGCGGCGCCGCCGCCACCGUCGCAGCGUGCUGCGUGCUGCCCUUCCUGUGCCUGGGCAUGCUGUGCCAGGGCUUGGCGUUGACCGCGAUCGGCGCGGUCAAAGGUCUGGUGGUGGUGAUCCCGGUGGCCGCUAUCACCGUGCCGACUUGGAUCCUGGCGACGAUCCUGCACUGGCCGGCGGCGGUACUUAACGCGAUGGCGACGCUCGCCGUCACGCAGCGACUGGGCACCAGCCUGCGCAUCCUGCUGCUGCUGCUCCUGCCGCUGCCACUGCUGGUGUGGCCCGUGGCGACCUGCCUUGCCAGCCUCAUGUUCAGCCUGGGCGUGGGCUUGCUGUGGCCUCUGGCCGCCACCGUGGCUCUGGGCAGUCUGCGCGACUGCUCCAAGCUCGUGAACGCGGCGGUGCUGGAGCCGGUGGAGCUGGCCAAGACGUGCGCGGUGGAGGUGUGGCGGCUCAACUCCACCCUCAUCUUCGCCUACCUGGAGGACCUGCGCCGCCCCUACUUCGGCGAGCCGCUGGACGUAAGCCCGCUGCGGCUGGCGGCGGCGGCGCUGCUGGGCCUGCUGUGCGGCUUCGCAGCCACUGCGGCCGUGCUGGUGCUGGGCGUGCUGCGCCUGCCGUUCGUGAUGGCGCGCGCCCUGGGCGAGUGGAUCCAUCUGCUGGCCAAGUGCCCGCCCAAGCUGCUGUGCCUGUGGCUGCCGCUGUGGGUGCUGGGCAUCCCCUGCAUACCCAUCAUUGUGCUGGGCGGCUUCCUGCUGGUGCUGCUGGGCUGCUUCGUGUACCUGGGCCCCAUGGCGGGGGUGGUGGCCUACAUCAGCGGUGCCAACCGGCCGCCGCACCGCAUGCUGGUGUGGUCGCUGUGCGCGGCUCUGGACUUCCUGUACGCGCACAUCUACGCGCUGGACGAGGCGGCGGUGCAGCUGACGGGGCUGGGGGCGGCCAGCCAGCUGCCGCCGCCCUCCCGCAGGGCGCAGCUGUGGACCUACGGCGGCAGGGCGCCGGCCGCACAGGCGCAGGCCAGCCCUGCGGGCGGCGCGGCGGGCGCCGCCGGCGCGGCUGCGGGGCCGCCCAGUCCUCAGGAGCAGGCGUGGGCGACGUUUGAGGACCUGACGGGCUCGGCGGUGCAGCGGGCGCUGCUGUGGGGCUGGCUGCCGCGCACCGACCUGGCAGACAGCGAGGCGUACCUGUUCAUUGGCCUGCCGGCGCUGGGGCUGUUGCAGCUGCUGGCGGACGCAGCAGCUGUGCCGCACAACUGGAUGCCCAGCGAAAGCGAGUUCGAGGGCGGCGGCGGCGGUGUCGGCGGCGCAGGUGGCGAGGAGGACGAGGGGGCAGAGCAGGGCGGCGGCGCGAAAGUGACGCGCGGCGUGGAGGAGGGUGGGAUGGCCGACGGCGGCGAGCCAAGCGCCGAGGCCGACGGCGUGGGCGAGAGCGAGUACCGGGACCGACUGGUUAGCCUGGGCCGAGCAGGCGACGGAGCCAGCUCAACGGCAGGGGGCACGGGCACGGGCUCCGGCCCGGGGCACUGGCGCUCGCGGUCUGCGGCCUCCCGCCCGUCGGUUGACAGCGUCACGGCGGCUGGCGGCGGCGGCGGCGGCGGCGGCGGCGGCGGCGCAAGCGGUACCGCUGUAGCUGGCGGCAGCGGCACGGCUACGCCGACGGCGGGGUAUUCAUUGCCGCUGCCGCCGCGGCCGCCGGGCCCGUUCGGCGUGGCGGCGGCGGCGGGAACCAGCAAGGUGCCGCCGCGACGCAUCAGCAUCGCCAGCGAGGCCGGCUCCGUGAUCUUCCACGGCGACGACGGUGAUGACGUGGACACCGGUAGCAUCCUGGCGCCGUGGCGCGACGGCAGCGGCGGCGGCGGCGGCGGCGGCGGCCACGGGCCCAGCACGCUGGGGCUGGGGAGGACCAACGCCACGGCGCCGGCGGUGGCGGCGGCGGCGGCGGCGGCAGCGACGUUGGAUGGAAGGGGGCUUGGCAUAACGCCCUGCGAGACAGGACCGGCGACGGUGGCGGCGUCUGCGCUCGCCACGCCGCCGCCGGGCGAGUCGGCGUCAGCGCCGGCAACCGCGGCGGCGGCGGCGGCGCUGGCGCGGACGAAGAGCGACGCAGUGGUAGCCGCCGCCGCCGCGGCGGCGGCGGUGCUGGCGGCGCAGCGGGCGGCGGCGGACGCCGCCGCCGCCGCCAACGCUGCUGACGGCGAUGCGGCGUCAACCACGGACAUUGCCCCGGACGGCGGCGCAGCGGCGCCGGAGGCGGCGUCCGUAGCGGUGGCGGCGGCGGGCGCGCAGCGGUCUUUGCGGCUUCACCCACUGGCGGGCGGGGACGCGGACCUGCUGCAGGUGGCGUCACUCACACCGGCAGGCCUGCCCCCCGCCUCAUCCACGCCCCCUGCUUCCGGGGCCGCGGCCAUCGCCGCAGCCGUAACGCCAGUCCGAACACCCACCGCCGCCGGCGCCGAAGGCGGCGCCGCCGCCGGCGCGCCUGCCGGCGACGCUGUGGCGGUUGGCUUGGCGGAGUCGGCUCUGGAUCCGGCGGUUGCGCAUGUGCUGCUUGAGGAGCUGGCGGCGCACGUGCUUGCCACCGACAUCGGCUUCCACUCGGCAGCCAACCCCGUGCGGCUGCACAAGAGCCUGGCGGCGCUGCAGGUAUCCCCAAUGGAGUUUCGCUACAUGGCGUGCCACACCGUGUUGCUGGGAGACCCCCGGGUCGGGGAGCUGGUGCCGUACGACAUCGUGAAACCGAAACCGUUACUGCACUUUGGCGGCGGCGGCGCAGGCGGCGCUGCAGGCGACAAGGGAGGGGAGAAGCCCGGGCACAGGGGGACGCCCUCCGCGGGCAAGGGCGGCGCCGGCGCCGGCGCCGGGGAGGGCAAGGCUGAGGGAGCGGAAGCGGCAGGAGGGGAGGCGGGCGCAGCCCAACAGCAACAGCAGCCGCAGCCUCUGACACACCAUCACCACCAUGGCGCCACGACGUCGGGAAUGGCCAGCGGUUCCGUGCCGCGGCGGCAGACCCGCUGGUCACUCAGCGGCGCCGCUGGGGCGGGCUCUCGGCCUGCCAGCAACGCCAACAUCAGCAGCCCAGUGCCCCACUCGCCGCUGCAGCUGCCGGCGGCGGCCUCGGCGGACGGUCACGCUGCAGAGCGCGGCGGCGGCGGUGGCGGCGGCGGCGGCGCGAGGUGGCUGUUUGGCCUGGGCAGCAGGGACGGCGGCGGCCACAGCCACCACCACACCGCGCGCUCGCGUGCUGGCACCGGCGACGGCUUUGUCCUGCAGGGUGCGGACGCGGCGUCCGCGGCGGCGGCGCUGCUGCCGGCCUCGCUGCCGCCAGGGCAGCCGCGGCCGCAGCCGGCAGCUCAGCAUCCCACACCCGAGCCCGCGCCUAUGCCGGCGUCUGCAGGCCAUGCACACGAACAGCAUCACCAACAGCAGCAGCAGCAGUCACUGGCGCUCGCUGGUCACCGCCGCCGCUUCAACCCCUUCAGCUUAGGAGGAGGCAGCGGUGGAGGCGCGGGCCCAGACGUCGAGUCGCCCUUCACGGCGCCGCCAGUCGCUGCCGCUGCUGCCGGCGGCGGCGGCGACUUGAGUGGUGGCGGUGCCGUGCCGGCGGGACCAGCAAGCGGCGCCGCCACCCCCACGCCGGCACCCGCUCAUCUUCCCGGCGGUGUCACACACAGCACCGUCGAGUCGCUGUUGGUGACAGGCGACAGCCUCGCCGCCCACACCGGCGCCAGUCCGCUGCCGGCGUCUGGCGCGUCGCGCGACGGCCGCAGCGGCGGCGGCGCGCCGCCGCCGCCGUCGCCGCCGCUGCCACCUCUCGUAGAGGCUGCGUCGCCGGCAGCGGCAGCCGCAGCAAUUGGGUCGGGCUGCUCGUCGCCGGCAACGCCGCAUUUGCAAUUCGCCGUGGCGGCCAACGGCAGCUCCGCCGCCGGCCUUCCUAGCGGCGCAAACAGUGCUGCGCUGGCGCUGCUGCCGGCCGGCGGCAGCUCCAUCGGGACACCGCAGCUGCCGGCAGCUCCGCCGGCGGCGCCGCCGCCAGCGCACGUCAGCCGCUGGCCCUUCGGCCGCCACCGCCGCACCCGCAGCCAGCCGUCCGCCGCCGCCGCCGCCGCCGCUGCGGCGCUGCCGGCAGCAGCAGCUGCAGCCGACGGCGCUGCAGCUGACGACGGCCUCGACAGCGCCGCUGCCGCCACCUCUGCAGGCGACCUCAUUCCGCCGUCGCCGCGCUCUGUGCCGGGCAUUUCCGGCGGCGGCGCGGCUGCCGCCUCCGCCGCCUUUGGCCACCGCUCGCAGCCGCGCAUCAGCGAGAAUGGUAGUGUGGCGGAGAGCGCCGCAGGGCCGCCGCGACCGCCGCCGCCGUCGGCCUCCGUUGCUGUCGCCGCCGCUACGGGCACUCGGCGGCGGCAGACGGGCGUAACCGGCAGUGCGACGCUGGAGGGGCUAGAGGUGGAGGUGAUGCGAUCACUGCAGGUGACGCCGGCGCGGCUGGCGCAGCUGCACGCCUUCACAGCGGCGGUGCAGAGCGUCGCAACCGCCCUCAGCAAGAAGGAGAAGAUGAAAGCCAUCAUGGGCCGCAUCAUCAUGAAGCACGGAUCAGCCGGCAGCAGCCUGUGCGAGUCCUUCGUGGGCGUCGCCAGCGGCGUCGGCGCCGCGGCGGUGGCGGCGGCCAGGGCGGCGGCGGCGGCGCGCGCGGCGGCGAUGGCGGCUGCAGCGUCUGAGGCUGCAGCGUCCGAGGCCGCAGCUGCGGGGACAGCGGCGGACGGCGUGGGGGCGGGAGCGGGCGGCGGCGAGGCUGGCGGCGAGGCAGCCGCGGAGGCGACAACGCCGCCGGCAACCGCGGGUGCGAGUGCAGCGGAGGCGGGCGGUGCUGGCGCGGCAGUUGCGAGUGCGGUGUGAGGGGGCGUGUGAGGGGCGCGGCGGCCGCGGCAGAAUGCCGUGCGCUGCAGUCCGAAACGUUGCCGCCGCCAGCCAGCGCGCCCGACGUGAUCAACGGGCAUGCGGGCAUGUGCAUCGGCACGUGAGCAUGUGGGCAGGCGGCGCCAAGGGCUGUCAACGGCCUGUACCGCCACAAGCGCGAAAGGCGACUUGCAAUAAGCAAUGCGGGAGUUUGCUCAGUUGAAGUGGGGCCUUGGCAAGGGGGCCUGUCCUAGGGCUCGUGGAUCAGGGUUUCCAAAGGCUCAUACGGGGCAUUCGCAGCGCGCAGGAAAGCAGGCAGGCAGGCAGGGUGGCAGGCGGGGUGGCAGGCAUGCAGUUUGGCAAGCAGGAGUGGGCGAGGCGCGUGGAGGCCGCAGCGGCAUACGUGCAGGUGUGCGGGUUCAGGUGCGACCAGGGUGUGAGGGCAGGGUGGUCACGCCCCCCCCCCCCCGCAGCCAGGGGGCUGCGAGGGAGCAGGCGAUCGACAGACGCCCACGCCCGCAAGGCCAGGUCCAGCGUGGUAGCGCGUGUGCGCAGUGCUGUCAUGGUGGCUCGGUUGGCUGGCUUGGUCUGUGUGUACCGGGCUGCCCCGUGCGCCGUACUGCUGAGCUGUCAGCUGGCACGAGGAGCAGCAUCGGUGUACUGUUGUGUGGGUUGCGCAUUUGUGUAGCAUGCAUGCAGCCGUGUGCUGUGGCCUGCGGGAUGGCUGAUGCCGGGACGACUCGAGGGAGGGCGCCGCCCAUACGUACAGUGUGUGCGAUGGGGCGGGGCCAGGUUGGCGGAGUCCCGAAGUGUGCCGCGUACUCCCAGAUACAUCCCAGCAUUCAACAGCCGAACUGCAACGGAAGGCAUGAAAACGUCGGGCCUGGACUGUGAUGAGUGCCUCGUCUCGCGGUUUGCGGGCAGGCAGCAGGACACCCCCUGGCAGGAGACCGUUGUCAAAAGGAAGGAGAGGGCCAUGGCUGCAGGGCCAUGGCUGCAGGGGCUUAUCCUCGUUAGUCAGGGGGCCUCUGCCAGAGCCAGCAGCACAGCAGCUUGAGCCCAUGAACUUCUCAAGCGGCGUGGGCCCUUCCCAUCCUGCGUCGGUAGGAGAAUUACUGUAUAACGCACUAAAGACGCGGUGAGGCGUGUAGUGGCGUGUGGAUGAUUGAGGCCAGAGAGUGUGUCCGCUCGGGUGUCCGCUUUGCCACGCUGAUGGGGAGGAGCAUGUAGAGGACGAAAAUGAUGUGCUGCUUGAGUGCAAUGCGUACGAUGAUAUCAGAAGGACGCUGUGGGAGUGCAUGAGCUUCCUGGCUCGAUCGGACCAAUU
Molecule: messenger RNA, 6694 nt
Organism: Chlamydomonas reinhardtii
Lineage: Eukaryota; Viridiplantae; Chlorophyta; Chlorophyceae; Chlamydomonadales; Chlamydomonadaceae
Exons: 12
Coding region: 436-5367 (1643 amino acids)
Source: RefSeq, a predicted model, not a curated record